GAUUCAUUCCCACUGAGCCACGACAGGAACUCCCUAAAUAUAUUUGUUAAUAAACCAAUGGUUCUCCAGACUUUUCAGCGUACUAAGUGCUAAAGCAAACAAGAGAUUCUUCUCAAAAUAUGUUGGUGGCUUGAGAGAUGUCAUUACCAAGUGGUGAUCUAUACAGAAGAUGCUGAAAUGCCAAUUCUCAAGAAAUUUGAGGUUGUCAUUGGAUCUGAAGACAACGUCUUGGCCAGGGAACGAGCAGCAGGCUCUGCCGUGGACCUCACGUGGCCUGGAGGUUUGCUGAGAGCUGUGUUCUUGUGGCAGAGGCAUAAGCAUGAUGUCUCAGGAUGCCCUCUGACCUGGCGGGACCCUGCAAUGCCCACAGUCUGGCCAGGACCUCGCCCGAGCUUCAGCUUGCAGGGGUUCAAUGUGGAAUCUUGGUUCCCAGGCCAGGGAUUGGAUGCCGGUGGUGAAAUUACAAAAAAGCCCAGCAGGGAGCUCCAGAUACGGUGUCACACAGGAGUCAGCAAUGUGUCAGCUGAAUCUUCACAGUCCUCUCUAAUGUCCCAAGUGCUCCAGAAAAUGAAUCUAUUUGAGGUUAUUUAGAGAACUUGGACCCUAGGAAGGACACGUACAACUCUGAGAGUGGACUCUAGGGGGCGGUGAUGGCAACAGAUGCUGUUGCAGGCUCUCAGUACUCCUUUCAAGAAAUGAUGAUGUUAGCAGUUGUAUUUGGAAAGUAUCAAAUUUUGGAUGGAUUGUGAAGACAGAGCCAAAAGUAUGAAGAGAUCUGCUUCCAUAGAACAUUGCAAAUGAAGAGUGUACUGUCAGACACUUUAAAUUUUGUGGGUUUUCAGGUGCAUCUGUAGCAUAUAAAAACAGCCAGUUAUUGAACCCACACCACGGCAGUGACCCAAGUCACUUAACCUGCUGUACUAGCAGAGAACUCUAGACAUUUUUGAUUUUUCAUAAUAUGAAAAAAUCUUUCAGUUUUUGUCCUACUUUCUUAAACAUAAAGUUGAUAGGAAUUAAUUGCAAAGGUAUUUUCCAUGUCACCUGAGUUUGAAUUCUUUGGAUUAAUAAGAGGAAUGUGCUUUCAGAGGCAUCAGUGUCCUUCAAGGAUGUGACUGUGGAGUUUACCCAGGAGGAGUGGCAGCAGAUGAGCCCUGCUCAGAGGAUCCUGUACAGAGAUGUGAUGCUGGAGAACUACAGCCACCUUGUGUCAUUGCGUGAGCCUCCUUUAUCAUGCGACCCUGCCUAGAGUGUAAUCGGUUUUCUGUUUCUGCUUCUUUUAAAACUUCACCUAUUUUGAGGGAAAAUUAAUGGAAAGUAAAAUUCAGCAAAUUUUUGUGUAUCAUUCAAUGAAUUUUUAAAAAUG
Molecule: messenger RNA, 1363 nt
Organism: Phacochoerus africanus (Common warthog)
Lineage: Eukaryota; Metazoa; Chordata; Mammalia; Artiodactyla; Suidae
Product: zinc finger protein 41-like
Exons: 8
Coding region: 178-591 (137 amino acids)
Biological process (GO): regulation of DNA-templated transcription
Source: RefSeq, a predicted model, not a curated record